Messenger RNA from Megalopta genalis, 6717 nucleotides. The record is from RefSeq and is a predicted model, not a curated record. Lineage: Eukaryota; Metazoa; Arthropoda; Insecta; Hymenoptera; Halictidae.
GAGAGAGAGCGCGAGAGAGGGAGGCACAGAGAGCGGCGCCCGGAGAGGGGAUGAGGGAGGAUGGCAGCUGGAUACUCGCGCGUGUACCAGCCGAACGUGGAAGAUCGCGUCGUCGUCGCCGCGACGGAACGGCAGCAGGGACACGGGAAUAGGCGCGCGACAGGACUCCUCGACGCGUCCCGCUCCUGAAAACCAGAGAAAGAGAGAGAGAGAGGUUCAAACAACGAGAGUGCGAACACCGCUCCGGGAUUCUCGUUUCUUACACGUCCUCGGCAGCGAGCGCCGGCCAGAGAGAAGAGGAUUCGGCACCAUCGGCCGUCGGCCCGUCGCACGUGCGCAUUGAUGGCCGAUAGUGAAACUCCUUCCAGCUAGAGAUACAAAGCCGAAUCCGUCGAAUCCGCGAGAGUCCGCCGAGUUUUCUGUUCUCGGGGGGCAGCUGCGUGCGAAGAACAGGUGAAAAACGGGGCGCGCCAGGCGUCUGGGGGACCAGCGCGCCGACAGGGGGGACCGGAAACGGGGGGACCACGCGUCCGCAGUUCGAACGUCCGUCCGUCCGUCCCAGAGCGAGGACUACGAGGGUCCCCGUCGGUCCCUCGAUGGAACGCUGAGGCGCCGAGCCUCGUCGGCCGAGCGCGUUUCUACGCGGCUGUUCUCUGACGCGAGGAGAGGAAUCGGCGAUUAGUCGUACCAAUCGUGUGCUGUCUCGACAAUAGAGAAAGAAGGAGAGAGAAAGACAGAGAGAGAGAGAGAGAGAGUAAGAGAGAGACAGAGAGAGAUCGAAGGACGAGAUAGUGGGGGUAAUAUGCCUGGUAUACGAGAACGGUGCGAUCGUUUCGGGCGAGCAACAGCAGCACAUGCUACGGAGAUCCGUAUCAAUUCGCGACUGUGAUUUCUAAGCUUAAGGUUUAAACAAUUAAUUCAUGCAAGAAGAGGACCCUCGCCGAGUUAAGGGUCGGAGAGAGGAGGCGGAGGAGGAGGACGAGCCGGGACGAGCGCGAUCCGAUGACGCGGAUGAUCAUCACGCGGCGUACGACGACGGUGUGCGAGAACCCGCGGUAUAGAGAAGAGUUUCACGCCGUGAUCCCGUAAAAAAAGGAUAAAGAAAUCGUCCCAUUGUGAUACUAAGAUUAUUAUUUAACGCGAGAAGGAUCGCGAGAGGUCGACAGUGAGAACACGUGCGCUCCGCUCGAGGAGAUAUGGGUGUGAAUGAAAGGGGGCGCGACGACGACGUACAUACAACGCGCGGUGUGCUCGGAUGAAAUGCGAGUGUAAUUUAAUGGGAAAAACGAUGGUCGAUCGCGGGGCAUGCGUCCGAUCUACGAACUGUGAUACAUACGCCGAUAUGACGGUGAAUCGUCCGAUCGAGCAUCACUGACGGUCGACGAACGCGCGGCGGCACCAAAGAGGGUGUCCGAGAUCCAGGGGAACGCGCGAAUCCGGAUGGCUCCGGAUCACGUUCGAGGACGCCUCGUGAUACCUUUCCAGUGAGCAGAGCAGAGCCGAGCUCGGGCCCACGCUCUGAAUCCCGACCAGAGGCACUCGCGCUUCUUGGUAACCGGCCGACCGGCAGCCUUGCAUCACCGACGAAUGGACCGCGAUCACUGAGCCAAGGCCCAUCCGCGGGAGGGGACCGAUCGGUCCGAAGCGAUCCAGAGAAGCGGCAAGUGGAAGUGAAGUCGGGGACGAGAGGCGAUAAAAUUCGACAAAAAUCGCUCGGGGCGGGUUAGUGACCAGGGUGUUGUGUGCCACCCCCUGGCCACGGGGGGUGGGACAGAAAUACCGUCAGCGUGGGUGCCGGUGCUGCGGGGGCGCGCCUGGCCCGUCGGCUCGCCCGUCGAUUGGCACGCCGACUAGCGGCUAGCUCGGGCCCGUUUCGCCGGAACGGCCUGGCGACUUCGGGGGGCCUUACGUCGGCGGCGGUGGUCGUGGCGGCCACGGGGGAGCAGUCCGCUCCCCCAGCAGCUGCGCCACGCCAUACCACGCCGAACGGAAGCACGAGCGGAUCCAAUCCGAGCUCGAACCGCAAGAACAGAGCCAUGUCCAUGAGGAGUCUUCAUCGCCGCGUCUCUCACCCGGAGGGAGAGGGUGGCGGCGGUGGCGGCCGUUCUGUGACCAACGCUGGUGGGGGUGGAGGAGGAGGCGGAGGUCGACGGGCACCGAGUUUACGACUGGUGAACGGAAGAGCGACUACGGGGGUCAGUUUGCACACCAGCAGCACAGAAUCCGUUCGUUCACCCCAUCACCACCUCGGCCAGCAGCAGCAGCAGCAGCAGCAACAGCAGCAGCAACAGCAGCAGCAGCAGCAGCAGCAGCAGCAGGGCGGCAACAACAAUAACAAUAACAACAACAACAACCAUAAUAACAACAAUAACUGCCACGCCGGUAAUAACCCCGCCGCGAACAAUCAUCCACGGCUUAACAAAGAUGACAGCAUCAAGAUCAGCAUCGAGAACACGAACACUUGCACCGACAGCCUCGUCACUGCUCUAGACGACGAGACCUUGCUCAUCACUGAUUUCCCGGGCGACACAGGCAACGAGAUGAAUUACAAGGGCAGCGGGAAGGUCCACUUCGGAGUGGACGACGUGUCCCUCUAUGGGACGCCGAAGGAGGAGCCUGGUCCGGGUCUCCCGGGCCAGGAAGUCAAGCAGAGCUUCUUGAAGAAUCAGCUCCAGGCUCUGUUCCAGCCGACGGACAACAAGCUGGCCAUGAAGCUUUUCGGCAGCAAGAAGGCGCUGAUGAAGGAACGGAUCAGGCAAAAGGCUGCAGGUCACUGGGUCAUCCAUCCUUGCUCCAGUUUCCGAUUCUACUGGGACCUCUGCAUGCUCCUCCUGCUGGUAGCGAAUCUGAUAAUUCUGCCAGUCGCCAUUAGUUUUUUCAAUGACGACCUAAGCACUAGGUGGAUAGCCUUCAACUGCCUUUCCGACACGAUAUUCCUCAUAGACAUUGUCGUCAACUUCAGGACAGGUAUAAUGCAGCAGGACAAUGCCGAACAAGUGAUCCUAGACCCGAAGUUAAUCGCGAAACACUACCUCAGGACUUGGUUCUUUCUCGACCUCAUUUCCUCCAUACCACUAGACUACAUUUUCCUCAUAUUUAAUCAAUUUCAGGACUUUAGCGAGUCCUUCCAGAUCCUGCAUGCUGGCCGUGCUCUCAGGAUCCUCAGACUUGCGAAACUGUUGUCGCUCGUUAGGUUACUACGGUUGUCAAGACUGGUGCGGUAUGUCUCGCAAUGGGAAGAGGUCUAUAUCCCCCUUUAUCAACAGCCGGAGAGGCACUACGAGCGUCGGGCGACACCGCCCCAACCAGACCGAACGAGCAAGAUAUUGCAGAACCUACAAAAAAAACGCACUGAGCGGAGGGGGCGCCUAAGUUCUGACAAUAUGAGUAAAAAGAAGUCCGGUUUCAGCAAAAGCGACCUUAUUUUUAAGUUCCUGAAUAUGGCAUCGGUGUUCAUGCGGAUUUUUAACCUGAUUUGCAUGAUGCUCCUAAUCGGCCACUGGAGUGGCUGCCUGCAAUUCCUGGUUCCUAUGCUCCAAGGGUUUCCUAGUAACUCGUGGGUGGCCAUUAACGAGUUGCAAGACUCAUUCUGGCUGGAACAAUACUCAUGGGCCCUUUUCAAAGCUAUGUCGCACAUGCUCUGCAUAGGAUACGGAAGGUUUCCACCGCAGUCCUUGACCGACAUGUGGCUCACUAUGCUCAGUAUGAUCAGCGGUGCUACCUGUUAUGCACUUUUCCUUGGACAUGCGACGAAUCUCAUUCAAUCUCUUGAUUCCUCGAGAAGACAAUACCGCGAGAAGGUGAAACAAGUAGAGGAAUACAUGGCCUACCGGAAGUUACCACGGGAAAUGAGACAGAGGAUCACGGAGUACUUCGAGCACCGUUACCAGGGCAAAUUCUUCGACGAGGAAUUGAUUCUUGGAGAGUUGUCCGAGAAACUCAGAGAAGACGUGAUCAACUACAAUUGCAGAUCGUUGGUCGCGUCGGUGCCCUUCUUCGCCAAUGCCGAUUCGAACUUUGUCUCAGACGUGGUCACUAAGCUGAGAUACGAAGUCUUCCAACCAGGUGAUAUCAUCAUCAAGGAAGGUACGAUCGGCUCGAAAAUGUACUUCAUACAGGAAGGCAUAGUCGAUAUCGUAAUGGCGAACGGCGAAGUAGCGACCUCGCUGUCAGACGGCUCAUAUUUUGGCGAGAUUUGCCUGCUGACGAACGCGAGGAGGGUGGCCUCGGUCCGCGCGGAGACCUACUGCAAUCUCUUCAGCCUCUCGGUGGAUCAUUUCAACGCCGUAUUGGACCAGUAUCCGCUAAUGCGCAGAACGAUGGAAAGCGUUGCCGCCGAGAGGUAUAAGCUUUGGUUAAACAAAAUUGGUAAGAACCCAAACCUGGUUGCCCAUCGCGAGGAGGAUCUUGGCAGCGAAUCAAAAACGAUAAACGCCGUAGUAAAUGCGCUCGCGGAACAAGCUGCGCACGCCAGCGCCAGUGAAGAAUCGGUACACAGCAUGGAGCUGAGAACUCUUCCAGCUUGCCUGUUGCCCAGACCGAAGUCUGAGAACAAUUUCGCGAGCCAGGACUUCGCCAGGGAGGGACGGAAGAUCUUCCACAAAAGCGACACUUUCCACAAGGACUCGUAUCAAUGACGACACUCGCUUUACUAGCAUACGGAGAGAUACUAACGGCUCCAUGGGCGACAGUGGCCGCUCCACUGUCGACGGGAUCGUCGGCCACCGUUCCGGCCACGGAUUCUGGACGCUACUCUAGAAGCAGUCUAUAAAUAGAUAUACGCCAUGCCAGUAGUCCUCUAGCGAUCGGUUUCUAGCGCCUUCUUAUAUUAAUCUGAUGGCACGUUCGGUCCAGAAUCCGCGCGCGGAACCGCGCCGACCAACAGCAACAAAGAAAAAAAGAAACAGAAAAUCCCGACGCGCUCUCCAACGGCGGCACAGUUCGGAUUUUUCGGACACGUGGGAGCGUAGGGUGGCGCACAGCGCUCGAGCUCUCGAACAGCAAUAACAAAAGGGAAACAGGAGGACAGAGAACUAACGACGAGCCAGCCGCGCGUCGGACGCGGGAAGGGAACGUUGAAGGCGCGCGACACGUCGGCUGGGACAGGGCCGAGGGAACUGACGCCUUUGGAACGAAUCGAACGAGAAGCCCGAUCCAAGGAGCGGCUGUGUCGCUGAUUGGAGAACACGGAGCCGUUUCCUGCCGCGAGUCUCUUCAUCGAGCAAAUCAAAUCGGUCGGAGCGCCGAUGCGGCACCCAGCGAGAAACGCAGGGCGCGACGACGGACGAAGAUCUUAACGACGACGAAGAGCAGGCCUAGAAUCAUCUUUAGAGCGUAUUAACUACGUAUAAAUCCUAAUUAACGGAACCGCGGGGUGUAACGAUGCGUCGCGGACACUUUGUGAUCCCACGGGAGUCGACGGGUUUUACACUUUGAACUUUGGUCCGCGGAGGCGUCGAACGGCAAGCAGGGCUAAGAAAGAGAGCGAGAGAGAGAGAGAGAGAAAGAUAGAGAAAGAGAGAAAAUAUGUGUGCGUGUGUGUAUAUGCGUGCGUGCGUGUGCGAGAAAGAGAGUGCGAAACACGUUUCGAGAGCGCGAAGAGUAUAGGAGGGUUUCUCGUUUGUUUUUCUCUUGAUUUAAGGAAUAAAGAAACACUAACCGUAGAGGAGAACGUACUCGUUACGACAGAGGAUCAUUUCCGUUAUUAUGUUCGUUAACCGUAGCUUCGUAACACGAUUAAUGCCCGUGCUGUAGGCGAUCGAUGGGGAGCCAGCGAAGACGGCGAGGAGAGCGAAGAUGGCGGGCGAGGGCGCCACGGGGAGGGUGCAGAACUUGGCGAAACAAGAGGAAUCCACUUGGUUUCGGGAGACUCGCUACUUUCGGUGUAGCUCCUCGUUUUAGUUUUCUAUGAACGCGCGUUCAAUCGCUUCGGUGUGGAGCUUCGGUGAUCAAGCUGUGCAAGGUGACGCGGAAACGUUGUGCGCGAGCGAGACAGAGAGAAAGGGAAAGAAAGAGAGAGCGAGAGAGAGAGAGAGAGAAUUGUGAGAAGAUAGUGGAGAUUAGAAAGACCGUCCUGAAACGCGAAACAAGAGAGAGAGAGAGAGAGAGAGAGAGAGAUCCAAUAAUCCACGCGAAAAAGAAAGGAGCAUAGAAGGUACGGUGAAUUUCCAGGGGGUUUACGGGGGGGAGGGGGUUGGGUCACACACAAGGGUGCGAAUGAUGAGGUCGUUCUACUAUUAUUAUAGCAAAACAAUGAAACAAAAAAAAAAGUUGAAACAAAAGUCUAAUCGAAGGCCCAAAGGCUGUGUUAACUUGUUGAGAGUUCUUUGGGCUGCCAGGACUAAAACGUCAAUGAAUGAACAAACAAAUAAACGUACAUACAAACAAACAAACAAACAAACAAACAAGCAAACAAAAAGAAAAAAAAGAGAAAAUAAGAAAUAAUAACAAAGAGAAUAAUAAAAGUACGUGUUUAAGUGGAACGCGGGGGAAGUACCUUUUUAUUGGGGGCGACAGACGACGCGAUUGUACUAUAAGAGACAAAAAGCUAUAAAUAUUAUGUAAUAAAUUAUUAUUAUUAUUAUUAUUACCAUUAUUAUUACUAUUAUUAUCAUUAUUAUUAUUAUUAUUAUUAUUGUUAUUAUUGUUACGAUUAUCAUUGCAAUGAUUACUACAUCCACUACCGCAUAAAGAGGAGAAAUAAAUAAAUAAAAUAAA